Nycticebus coucang (slow loris) is the source of this 2073-nucleotide messenger RNA. RefSeq names its product selectin L (gene SELL). Bases 129 to 1247 code for a protein of 372 amino acids. The transcript is spliced from 9 exons. Gene Ontology annotation, biological process: heterophilic cell-cell adhesion; leukocyte migration; response to cytokine. Gene Ontology annotation, cellular component: membrane; external side of plasma membrane. Gene Ontology annotation, molecular function: sialic acid binding; oligosaccharide binding. The record is from RefSeq and is a predicted model, not a curated record. NCBI's taxonomy places the organism in Eukaryota, Metazoa, Chordata, Mammalia, Primates, Lorisidae.
CUGAGUUAGAGAAAUGAAAGUUAGCCAGCCUUCCCUGUGACACCCAGUGUGAUCUCUGCAAGGACCCAGAGACCCCUGGACCACAGGUUGAAGGGCUGAGGAAGAACCAGGGAAGGACAAGCAAAGCCAUGAUAUUUCCGUGGAAAUGUCAGAGCCCUCAGAGGGACUCAUGGAAUGUCUUCAAGUUGUGGGUCUGGACUGUGCUCUGUUGUGAUUUCCUGGCAUAUCACGGAACUGACUGCUGGACUUACCAUUAUUCCGAAAAACCCAUGAGCUGGGCCAGGGCUAGAAAGUUUUGCCAGACAAACUACACAGAUUUAGUUGCCAUACAGAACAAGGGGGAGAUUGAAUACCUGGAGCAGACGUUGCCUUUUAGCCGUUCCUACUACUGGAUAGGGAUCCGGAAGGAGAAAGGGGUAUGGACGUGGGUGGGAACCAACAAGUCUCUCACCAAGGAAGCGGAGAACUGGGGUGAUGGGGAGCCCAACAACAAGAAGAGCAAGGAGGACUGCGUGGAGAUGUACAUCAAACGGCCCAAAGACGCGGGAAAAUGGAACGACGACGCCUGCCACAAACAGAAGACAGCCCUCUGUUACACAGCUUCUUGCCAGCCUCAGUCAUGCAGUGGCCAUGGAGAAUGUGUGGAAAUCAUCAAUAAUUACACCUGCAGCUGUGAUGUGGGGUACUACGGGCCCCAGUGUCAGUUUGUGGUUCAGUGUGAGCCUUUGAAGGCCCCAGAACUAGGUACCAUGGCCUGUGCUCACCCUUUGGGAGACUUCAGCUUCAGCUCACAGUGUACCUUCAACUGCUCUGAGGGAACAAAAUUAACUGGGAUUGAAGAAACCACAUGUGGACCACUUGGAAACUGGUCAUCUCUGGAACCAACCUGUCAAAUGAUUCGGUGUGAGCCUCUAUCAGCACCAGAUCUGGGGACCAUCAACUGUAGCCACCCCCUGGCCCGCUUCAGCCUUUCCUCUGCAUGCACCUUCAGCUGCUCAGAAGGAACUGAGUUAAUUGGGGAGAAGAAAACUCUUUGUGAAUCAUCUGGAGUCUGGUCAAGCCCUAGUCCAAUAUGUCAGAAACUGGAUAGAAGUUUCUCAAUGAUCAAGGAGGGUGACUACAACCCCCUCUUCAUUCCACUGGCAGUGAUGGUUACUGCCUUCUCUGGGUUGGCGUUUAUCAUUUGGCUGGCAAGGCGAUUAAAAAAAGGCAAGAAAUCUCAGAAAAGCAUGGAUGACCCAUAUUAAAUCACCCUCUAUGAAAGAAAAUUCCUGGUAUCCUGAAGAGUCCCUGGAUUCUUCAAAUCUCUCAUUGAAAAGUUUUGCAUGGCGGCGUCUGCUCUACCAAAGAUGAACAUAUUCCCUUCAGUGCAUCUGGAAAAAUGUCUAUAUGACAAUCAGCUCCUCUGUCCCCAUUUCACCUCUCACCCAUCCCCCAACAGGCCCACAGGUGUUGCUCGUAUAGCUUAGUCUUUCAUCUUUUCUAGGGGGAAACAAAUGAAACCAAAGUGGGAAAGGGUUACUCUGGAACAGAAGAUGGCUGACUUUGCUCUUGAUUGUUAUUUCCAUUUUCAAUUCAGUGCUGUACCUGAUGACACAUACUUCUAAAUGCAGUGGAAAUCUGACACUUCUGUAACUACAGACUCGAUUUCCUGGAGAUCAGAUUUUACAUUAUCUGUCUGCUGCAUACUGUGGGGUAAUUUUCGUAGAAAAUUCAUAAAGUUGGUGUUACCCUUGCUUUGCUGCUCCAGCUGAGUAACGGAGUCCUGCUCCAGUUGAGAAGGCCCAUCUGCAUGGUAGCCCUGACUUCUGUCAAUGGAGGCCAUCCUAUUUCACAGGCUUAGCCUCCUCUCCUUCUUCAUGUGUCCACGUCUCAGCUGGCUGACUUCCCCAGGUAGCAUCUCAUGAACACCAAACACAAGGCAAGAGGAGAGAAAUAACCCGGCCUGCGUGGGUUGUUUUGUUUUGUUUGGGGGGUUUUGCUGUCUCUUUCUGUUAGACCCAUCCAUAUUUCUUGCAGUCACUGCUUCCUUAAUGACCAUGGUAUUGUUAAUAAAGAAGUAUCAUCACUGGA